AAUUGAACAUGAAAAUAACUUUUGUGGUCUUCUUACUGGUCUUGGGGCUUGUACUGGGGAUUGAGAAGGGACAAGAAGAGAAAGAGGGUUUAGAUGCCAAGGAUCUUCUCGACCAGAUAGCAGAUCUGUCAAUUCAGGAUGUUUAUGACGACUUCCAAGAAAUAUUGAAUAUGAGUGAGGAAGAAAUGAAAGAGCUAGUUCGAAGUCACAAAGAUAUGUAUGAAGAACGAGGCAUUGACAUUGAAAAGUAUAUAGACGCUAAGCCAGGACAAAUGCCGACUAUUGAUCAAAUGAUCGAAGAUUUCGCAUCAAUGAUGUCCUUUAUGGACACUGGAGAGAAGGUUGAUACUGAAAUUUUGAAUCAAGGAGAGGAGAGAGCAGAAAUGAAACUCAAAUUGGAAGAAGAACCUGAUAUGAAUCAAAUCUAUUAUGCCAGAAUAGAGGCUAUUUCAUCCGAAUACAAAUAUCUUAUUCCUGAAUUCUUUGACUUUGUAUAUAUACACUCAAAGUAUUACUCUAGAGUAAAAGUGACUUGGGCUAAUGAAUUACCUCACUUAGUAAUCACCAAUCAAGAUAAAAAAGAGAUUGUGAACGAAAUGAUAGUAGGAUGGAACAGCACAGAGAUUAUAAAUGCUCUCUCAACAUUCUCCAUCACCAAAGACAUAGCUGAGCUCGACUCAAUCGAAAAUAUCAUUGAAGAAAUCACAGGGGUUCGGCCAUAAUCCCCAUAAGAUACAAUUCUCAACCCGA
Molecule: messenger RNA, 750 nt
Organism: Moneuplotes crassus
Lineage: Eukaryota; Ciliophora; Spirotrichea; Euplotida; Euplotidae
Source: the annotation of a GenBank genome assembly